Messenger RNA from Cucurbitaria berberidis CBS 394.84, 1491 nucleotides. RefSeq names its product ferrochelatase mitochondrial precursor. The record is from RefSeq and is a predicted model, not a curated record. Gene Ontology annotation, biological process: heme biosynthetic process. Lineage: Eukaryota; Fungi; Ascomycota; Dothideomycetes; Pleosporales; Cucurbitariaceae. Bases 105 to 1379 code for a protein of 424 amino acids. Gene Ontology annotation, molecular function: protoporphyrin ferrochelatase activity. The transcript has 2 exons.
GGUCGAAGCGUUCACUCCGCCUGAUAUUCCGGGACCUUCUUCAUUUAUUAUCUACAAUUCCCCCGCCGCCAGACUGCAACCUCUUCCGCAUCCUGUCGCCCACAAUGGCUCUGCGCGCACCUCUUACGCGCGCUGCGAAGCGUACAACGUCGAUAACACCCGCCACAUCCGUCCUGUCGCCGUACACCUCGCAGUGGAGAAGAGGCAAUGCCACAGUCGUCGCCCCACAAGCAACGCCCGGCUCCAAGGGACCUACUGCCAUGGUCUUUAUGAACAUGGGAGGGCCCGCGACCACAGAUGAAGUCCAUGGCUUCCUAAGCAUGUUGUUCGCCGACAAAGACCUCAUUCCUCUCGGCCCUUUCCAGAACUACAUCGGACCGUAUAUUGCACGGAGGCGAACACCCAAGAUCCAGAAACAGUACGCAGAGAUUGGUGGCGGAUCGCCAAUCAGGAAGUGGUCAGAAUAUCAAGCGGCAGAAAUGUGUAAAAUAUUGGACAAGACGUCGCCAGAAACUGCGCCCCACAAGCCAUACGUCGCUUUCCGCUAUGCGAAUCCCCUCACCGAGGACACCUACAAACAAUUGCUGGCAGAUGGGUUUGGCGGUGGCAACGGUGGCAGAGCGGUGGCUUUCACACAAUAUCCUCAGUAUUCGUGCUCUACGACCGGCUCCUCGCUUAAUGAGCUUUGGAAAUGGCGGACAAGGUUAGAAGGCAAGAGAAGCACCGGAGAAAUCGAGCCAGAAGGAUCGAUCAAGUGGAGCGUGAUCGAUCGAUGGCCGGCACACGCUGGACUCGUCGAGGCAUUUGCACAGCACAUCGAGAAGAAGCUGGCAGAAUACCCGCCAGAGCGAAGAGAUAACGUUAUCUUACUAUUCUCCGCGCACAGCUUACCCAUGACCGUUGUCAACCGCGGCGAUCCCUAUCCCUCCGAAGUCGCAGCUACCGUUUACGCCGUGAUGCAGCGUCUAGCUAUGAAAUACAAGUACCGCCUCGUCUGGCAAUCGCAAGUAGGACCACAGCCCUGGCUCGGAGCGCAGACGUCCGAUACGGUCAAGGAGUACAUGAAGAAGGGGCAGACGGACAUGCUCCUGAUUCCAAUCGCUUUCACCAGUGACCACAUCGAGACGUUGUACGAGCUGGACAAAGAAGUCAUCGGUGAGGACGCUGAAGGUCACGAGGGCGUGAGGCGCGUGGACAGCCUAAACGGCAGCCCGGUCUUCAUUAAAGCGCUUGCAGACAUAGCCAAAACGCACCUGCAAAGCGGAAAAGCAUGCAGUCACCAGAUGACCCUGCGUUGUCCGAAAUGUACUAGCGAGAGGUGUCUGGCACAGAAGGAGUUUUUUGCUGGCCAGUCGCAGCAAUUGGAGGCUGCCGCAUAGUCUGAAGAAGGCAGUAAUGUAGCGUGCGUAUGUGUACCUGUAUGAGUAGUGUACGGCGUUUUCAGCAAAAUGUACAAUCCAUGUAGCUAGAAAGCAUAUUAUUUACGAAGAA